AUGGGCAAACAUCUUACGGCUCAUCGCCAACUACGCUUCACGCAUAUCUAUGCCUCCGAUCUUCAACGAGCCUAUAUGACGGCUGAGGAGCUUCAGCGAAACCAAGUCGCCCAAUGGGCGCACCAACACAGAGUGCCUGAAGUGGUGAGGCUAGAGCUUCUGAGAGAGCAGGAUUUCGGUUCUUUGGAACUCGUUCCCUGGGCCUCGAAGCGAGCGCAACAGGCAUUCGACAAUGCAGUCCCGGGCCAAGCAGAUCCAGAUUUCCGGCCAAAGGAGGACCUCGGGUCUAUGGCCACCAGAGCUGAAGCAUUCUUGGACAAUUUCAUUUUCCCAUUGUUCGCCACCAGUACAGACGAUCUACUGAACCCAACUAAUCCUCCGACACAAGAUUGCGUUGCGGUCGUCUCUCAUGGGAUGUUUCUUUCCACUCUUUGGCAGUCGUUGCUUCGCAAGUUCCCUGCUGGAAGUGUGAGUCUUGGUCCCAACGUUGAGGUUGGCAGGUACCCCCAACCACUGGAACGCCUUCCUUCCUGGAGCAAUACUGCAUUUCUAGAGUUGACUAUCCAACGUCCGGCCAGCAUCACUCCUACCAAUGAUUCCAUCCCAGGCCCUGCAUUCGACGAACCGGGGUGUCCACCAGCUCUUAGUGGACACCAUAUGAUGGUGCAUGUGGCGAACAGCCGUGAGCACCUGGUUGGUCUUAAUCGUGCUCGUGGUGGUUUAGGUUCGUCGCCCUUCGAUCCCCGUCAACGGUCCCUUCUGGGAUUCUUCAACAAUCCAGAAGGAAAUAAAUUGGGCCGCUGA
This is a messenger RNA of Capronia epimyces CBS 606.96, 804 nucleotides long. RefSeq lists its product as uncharacterized. Bases 1 to 804 code for a protein of 267 amino acids. Lineage: Eukaryota; Fungi; Ascomycota; Eurotiomycetes; Chaetothyriales; Herpotrichiellaceae. The record is from RefSeq and is a predicted model, not a curated record. The transcript has a single exon. Gene Ontology annotation, biological process: regulation of pentose-phosphate shunt; negative regulation of glycolytic process; negative regulation of programmed cell death. Gene Ontology annotation, cellular component: cytosol. Gene Ontology annotation, molecular function: fructose-2,6-bisphosphate 2-phosphatase activity.